Nomia melanderi (Alkali bee) is the source of this 438-nucleotide messenger RNA. RefSeq lists its product as uncharacterized. Gene Ontology annotation, cellular component: SMN complex. Lineage: Eukaryota; Metazoa; Arthropoda; Insecta; Hymenoptera; Halictidae. Gene Ontology annotation, biological process: spliceosomal snRNP assembly. The record is from RefSeq and is a predicted model, not a curated record.
AUGUUAAGAGAAAAGUUGAGAUCCUUGGCUAGUCAGAAUACCCAAAAGUCUUAUUAUACGCAGAGGAACAAACAUCACGAGGAUCAGCAAGUAGCAGAGGAGGAUGAGACAGGUUCUACAGAAGACAACGAGAACUUGGAGUUUCAUGUGAACGAAGAUAUGUUGAACUUUUUGGAACAGAGCAUGAAGCAUAAGAUCGAACUGAAGAAGAAACGCGACGCUGAAUUGUCCGCUGAACAAGAGGAGGAAAGGAACAAAGACGAAUGUAUUCAAGGUGGAGCUGCGUGGGUACAGGCGAGGAAUACCAAUGCAAAAUUAUUGUACGGCGAAGCUAGUGCUACAAUAUUAGCAAUGGAAACUGCCCUCCAGACUACAGUCGAUAGACACAAGGAUAAAGCGAAGCCACAAUUGUGGCCCAUUAUCCCUUUGAAACCAUAA